AUGCGUAUCACAAGAUUAUCUCGUAUACCCCUGAUACCUUCUUCUUCCACUGAAGUGCAUCUCAAUUCUGCUUCUAUCCAUCCAAGUGAUAGCAUUUCGAGGAGGACCACUCAUAGACUUGUCAUUGUAUCUACAUGCCUUCUUCCCAUUUUCCUAUCUAUAGCUCUGGCACUCACUUUACUACCGCUUCUAUUGCCAAGUAUCAAAUCUCAGUCACUGAAUUUCUUUUCUAUCUCGCCAGUCGGGUAUGAAAGACUAAACUUCGGAAAUUCCUUGAAUAUCACUACGAAUGGAGCCACUACCAUUCCACCUGGAAAGAGGAGGGAUGAACAUGAUGAGAGCCGAAGAGUGGUAGAGGGCAUUGCGGAUAUUGUGGAAGGUGUGAAUACCACUAGUUGGAAAGGGGUUGAUGGACCUAGUAUAUUCGUAGGAGCCUUACAGAUAUGUUCCAAAACGAAUGCGAGUGAAGUGAUCAAUUGUACUUCAUCUUCCCAAGCUGUUGAUCAGGCUUCGUUAAUUCCGGAAAUACUGCGUUCCACCCUGCUGUCAUUGCCACUAUCUCCUUCCGUGCCUAUACUAUUAUUAGUAUCGGGAAUCCUCUCGCUCCUGGCUUUCGUUAUACUGGUAGCAGGUCUGGUACAGUGGCAGAUAUCCUACCCCUUUAUCUCCCUUCAUUCUCAACGUAGAGGAAUUAGAGAGGAUGUUCAAAAUUGGGCGAAAAGCCCAUACAGUUUCUCAGAAUCCACUGAUAAUCUAGUCAGCAGUAACAGUAAUAGCCACGAAAGAAAAACAUCGAUCGAAAGAGGAAGGCCACAUGUAGCAUUUUUUGGGUUGAUAUUCGCUGCAUUGGGUCUAUCACUUGGGGCGAUGAUUCAAUGGAAGGUCGUUUUUGACGCUUAUGCGGUGUGGAGACAAGAUGAAGCACAAAAAGUUGGGCUGGAAUUUAGAUUUGGUCUAUUGACCUGGUUACUUCCAAUCUUACCGAUUUGCCUCAUCUGCAUCCUUGUAAUAGCAGCUUCUGCGCCGAUCUAUACUUUUCUAAAAGAGACCUUUCAACAGUGUCCAGCUGAUCGUGGUUUCCUUCCCGAAGCAGAUGGACCGGUGGUCGGAGUAUCCCCACCAGAUGGUGGUGAGGUGGGUAAAGGAAGGGAAGAGACCCCUAUUAUCAAUCCUCCUCCUGCUCAUAUAUCCAUAUCAGAAAGAAGAUGA
Kwoniella shivajii is the source of this 1209-nucleotide messenger RNA. RefSeq lists its product as uncharacterized. The record is from RefSeq and is a predicted model, not a curated record. The transcript is spliced from 4 exons. Lineage: Eukaryota; Fungi; Basidiomycota; Tremellomycetes; Tremellales; Cryptococcaceae. The coding region runs from base 1 to 1209 and encodes 402 amino acids.